Molecule: messenger RNA, 1707 nt
Organism: Pelagomonas calceolata
Lineage: Eukaryota; Pelagophyceae; Pelagomonadales; Pelagomonadaceae
Source: the annotation of a GenBank genome assembly
GCAAAUCGGGCCCGCGGCCGGAUUCCGCCCGAAAAAUCGGGCUAAUCGGGCCGGAUCGUACGACUGCUAAUCGAUUUUGGCUGCCCCUCAAAGCGAGGCUGCCCCUCAAAGCGUUUGGGCAGCGAUGCGGGGCGCUGCCUUGCUCAAAGUGGUGUCCGCCGCAGCGCUCCUGCUGCAGGCCAGCGCACAGUCACUCAAAGAGCUCCUGACCUUGCCGUUCGCGGGCGCCGAACCGUCCGGGGAUGGUGUUUCUGCCGGCGGUGUUCCGCUGCCGGCCGCCGCGCCGGCCACGCCGCGCAAGAAGGGCAGGUGCACGAACCAGGACAGGGAGUGCGAUGUCGACGACGACUGCAACUUUAAGAAGGCGUGGCGCGCCGCGUACGGCAUCGGCACGUGCCAGGGAGGCGAGGGGCGGCGCCGGCGCCGGACGAAGCGGACGCCGGCGCCGGUCGCGCUCAACACGCCAACUCCGAGCCCGACGCCACGGCCGACGCCCCGGCCGACGGUCGACGCCGCCGAGCGCAAGGCGGCGGCGACGCGGCGCUGCGCCGCGUCCGCGCGACGGCCGGUCGUCGACGCCGGCGCGCUCGACGUGCUGCUGGUCGUGCCGGGGCUGCUGGACGCCGGGCGCGUGCAGGUCGCGCGGCGCAACUGGGCGAUGCUCCGCCCCCGCGCCUGCAUCGUGCCGACGUGGCAGCGCUGCGGCGACGACCCCGACCUCGACGAGGCCAUCGACGGCCCCAUCGACGGGGAGGAGGACGGCCCGCGCCUGCCCGACCCAGCGCGCAAAGACAAAUUUCGCGGCGCUUGCCUCACCGGUCGACUUGCACGCAGGCCCUACCUGAGCGAGGCGUGCGACGUGCCGCGCGUGCCGACGAAGGGGACGGGCGGCUACGUGGCGCAGCUCAAGUUCGUCCUGCCGGCGCACGUCCAGGCGCUGGGCGUGCGGUGGGUCUUCGUCGUGAUCUGUGUGGAAAUCAACCAGUGAGCCGGGUGCUCGCGGCCGUCCUGGCUCCGUCGAGUGGUGAUGAACCGGCACCGCCGCGCCAUCGAGCAGUCGAGGUGAAUUUUGAUUUCUACCUAGGUUGUACUAGACGACGUGCGGCUCUUCGCCGGCGAGUUCGACGCCAAGCCUUUUUUCCGGAUCGCGGCCCGCAACGACCUGGACGUCGCGUCGCCGGCGAUCCGCAGGGCCCACGGCCGCCGCUUCCCGGAGAUGCGGCCUCGAUCAGUGCAUGAAUCAAAUUGUCGCGGCGCACCCGAAUCACUGAUUCAUUUGUGCACAGGCCACAGAAGCUCACGAACGGCGCCGUCGGUCGACGCGUGGCGAAAGUAGAGCUCUUCGCGACGGCGUUCACCCCCAAUGCCUAUCACUGUUUCCACGACUUGGCGGACGUCGAGAUGAACGCGGAGGGCUACGGCUACCCGGAUUGGCUGCCCGGCUAUUGCUCUUUGCGGGGUGAAAAGUUCGCGGCCGGCGUCGUGGACGUGUUCCGCGCGUCGCACGGCCUCCCCGGCCGGAGGGACGCGUGGACGAAGUCGUACUCCGACAGCGCGGCGUCCAAGGCCAGGACAGAGAUGGCCGAGUGGUACGCGACGCGCGGCGUCGAGCUGGUGCGCGCGUCGCGGAACGUGACCGGCUACCUGCACGACUCGGACGAUAUGCCUAGUUCCUCCUAGAGUUGUUUGUGUAAGUGUUUGGAAGAA